AUGCAGCAACCUCGGGUCCAUGCUCUCUCUCCCUCAGGAGGUUCUGUCCCUCGUGCGCCUGCAAUCACUUGGCUUGCUUCUUUCUCCGUCCUACCCACAGCCAGCCGCAUACCUGCCAGUUCCUCUGAAAUAUCAUUCGGCCGUCUCACCUCUCACAUCUCAUUCGCCCGUCGCACCUCUCACAUCUCAUUCGCCCGUCUCACCUCUCACAUCUCAUUCGCCCGUCUCACCUCCCACAUCUCAUUCGCCCGUCUCCCCUCCCACAUCUCAUUCGCCCGUCGCACCUCUCACAUCUCAUUCGCCCGUCUCACCUCUCACAUCUCAUUCGCCCCUCUCACCUCUCACAUCUCAUUCGCCCGUCUCACCUCUCACAUCUCAUUCGCCCGUCUCACCUCUCACAUCUCAUUCGCCCGUCUCACCUCUCACAUCUCAUUCGCCCGUCUCACCUCUCACAUCUCAUUCGCCCGUCCCACUUCUCACAUCUCAUUCGCCCGUCUCACCUCUCACAUCUCAUUCGCCCCUCUCACCUCUCACAUCUCAUUCGCCCGUCUCACCUCUCACAUCUCAUUCGCCCGUCUCACCUCUCACAUCUCAUUCGCCCGUCUCACCUCCCACAUCUCAUUCGCCCUUCUCACCUCUCACAUCUCAUUCGCCCGUCUCACCUCUCACAUCUCAUUCGCCCGUCUCACCUCUCACAUCUCAUUCGCCCGUCCCACCUCUCACAUCUCAUUCGCCCGUCUCACCUCUCACAUCUCAUUCGCCCGUCUCACCUCUCACAUCUCAUUCGCCCGUCUCACCUCUCACAUCUCAUUCGCCCGUCCCACCUCUCACAUCUCAUUCGCCCGUCUCACCUCUCACAUCUCAUUCGCCCGUCUCACCUCUCACAUCUCAUUCGCCCGUCUCACCUCUCACAUCUCAUUCGCCCGUCUCACCUCUCACAUCUCAUUCGCCCGUCUCACCUCUCACAUCUCAUUCGCCCGUCUCACCUCCCACAUCUCAUUCGCCCGUCUCACCUCUCACAUCUCAUUCGCCCGUCUCACCUCUCACAUCUCAUUCGCCCGUCUCACCUCUCACAUCUCAUUCGCCCGUCUCACCUCUCACAUCUCAUUCGCCCGUCUCACCUCUCACAUCUCAUUCGCCCGUCUCACCUCUCACAUCUCAUUCGCCCGUCUCACCUCUCACAUCUCAUUCGCCCGUCUCACCUCUCACAUCUCAUUCGCCCGUCUCACCUCUCACAUCUCAUUCGCCCGUCCCACUUCUCACAUCUCAUUCGCCCGUCUCACCUCUCACAUCUCAUUCGCCCGUCUCACCUCCCACAUCUCAUUCGCCCGUCUCACCUCUCACAUCUCAUUCGACCGAGUCUCUCUUCCCCCACCAUUCCACCCAUCCGCAUGCCAAGCAUCCCCUCAGUCAUCGGCCAACUCACCUCCCUCACUUCCCUGUACGACCCCUCCUCGACCCAUCUGCUUCACUGCAGAUCUCGAAUGCGGUAGUGGGGGGUUCAUUCCCUGCAUCCCUGUCCCAACUAGCGCAACUCAAAUCACUGUAAGCCUCGAAUCAAUUGCCUGUGAGUCGUGA
Molecule: messenger RNA, 1578 nt
Organism: Closterium sp. Yama58-4
Lineage: Eukaryota; Viridiplantae; Streptophyta; Zygnematophyceae; Desmidiales; Closteriaceae
Source: the annotation of a GenBank genome assembly